Staurois parvus is the source of this 935-nucleotide messenger RNA. NCBI's taxonomy places the organism in Eukaryota, Metazoa, Chordata, Amphibia, Anura, Ranidae. The record is from the annotation of a GenBank genome assembly.
CAAUUAUCAUUUGUUAUUUUUUGUGAUACUGUGCUCAAUAAUAACCAUGUUUAUUAUUUUCAUUUCCAGGCAACAUCUUUGUCGUCAGCUUAUCUGUUGCGGACCUUGUAGUGGCGGUGUACCCAUAUCCAGUAAUCCUCAUAGCUAUUUUCCAUAAUGGGUGGACAUUAGGUAAUAUUCAUUGCCAAAUUAGCGGAUUUCUUAUGGGACUAAGUGUCAUCGGUUCUGUCUUCAACAUUACAGCCAUAGCCAUUAAUAGAUACUGCUACAUCUGCCAUAGCCUGCGGUACGAUAAGCUUUAUAACCAGAAAAGCACAUUCUGUUACCUCUGUUUGACAUGGAUACUGACUGUUAUUGCAAUUGUGCCAAACUUUUUUGUUGGAUCUCUACAGUAUGACCCAAGGAUUUUCUCAUGUACUUUCGCUCAAACAGUCAGUUCUUCUUAUACAAUAACGGUGGUUGUGGUGCAUUUUAUUGUGCCUUUGGCCGUGGUAACGUUCUGCUACUUGAGGAUAUGGGUUUUAGUUAUUCAGGUCAAGCACAGAGUAAGACAAGACUGCAAGCAGAAGCUGACACCAACAGACCUACGGAACUUUUUGACCAUGUUUGUUGUGUUUGUCCUUUUUGCUGUCUGUUGGGGACCGUUAAACUUUAUUGGCCUAGCGGUGGCCAUCAACCCUUUUCAGGUAGCUCCAAAAAUUCCAGAAUGGCUGUUUGUAUUAAGUUACUUCAUGGCCUACUUUAACAGCUGCCUCAAUGCAGUCAUCUAUGGUCUUCUCAAUCAAAACUUUCGAAAGGAGUACAAAAGAAUUUUGAUGUCUUUGUUGACACCAAGACUGCUAUUUGUUGACACUUCAAAAGGGGGAACAGAAGGAGCAAAAAGCAAACCCUCUCCAGUUGUUACCAAUAAUAAUCAGGCUGACAUAUGUGUGUAA